Molecule: messenger RNA, 2169 nt
Organism: Osmia lignaria (orchard mason bee)
Lineage: Eukaryota; Metazoa; Arthropoda; Insecta; Hymenoptera; Megachilidae
Product: small ribosomal subunit protein mS39
Biological process (GO): mitochondrial translation
Cellular component (GO): mitochondrion
Molecular function (GO): rRNA binding; protein binding; ribosomal small subunit binding
Source: RefSeq, a predicted model, not a curated record
CGGGCCCUAGAAGCGAAGUGCAUUGGGUUGUAACCAGUUCUAACCUCUAUGAUUGCAUUUUUUAUAAUAUUUGAUUAAUUUUAUAUUAUAAGUGAAACUUUAAAAGUUUUUAUAAUGAAUCACUUCAAAUAUAUAUCAUCUAGCAGAUGUUCAUGGUGUCAGUUCAAAAGAUUGCAAUCUUCGUCAUCAAAUUCUACAAUCCAAAUACCACCUAGAAUAGAACGUAAACCUACAGAUAUUUUAAAUGCUCUUGAAAGUACAAUACCAAAGGAUAAAAUGGCAACUGGCUACGUGUAUCAUGAUGAUCCUUUCUUACUUCCAACAAAAAAACAAAAUCAUCGUAUAUAUGCAUUGUCGUAUGAAUCAGGCAAAAAAACAGCUAUGUGGGUUCAUAAAGCACAUGGGAAUCUAUUUCCCCGAAAUCUCUCUGAACCAAUGAUUAAAGCAUUUAAACCACCAAUAAAAUAUACUCGUAAAGAUCAAGUAUCAGAAGAAAUACUAUUACAAGCCAUGUCUGAAUAUAGAUUAUCAGAUGCUGUUGAUAUUUAUGAGUUAUUAGAAACCAAUGUUUCCAAUAAAACAAAACAAGCACUUUUAGAAUUGUUGUGCUUUUACAAUUAUGGAAAUGUUCCAUAUAAUACAUUGCCUAUUGAACACUGGUAUUCUAAACCUGCAGUAUUUAUGUGGAAACAUAAUAAACAGGUUGAUGACUUAUAUAAAUUUUUAAUAGAACAAGAUCCUGAAACAGCAGCUUUAGCUCACAAUGCUAUGUUAUGUGGUUUAGCAAAGUGCUCAAGAAUUGAUGAAAGUUGGAUGCUGUUUGAGAAAUGUGAAAACGAAAAUAUUCCAUUAACUGUUACUACUUACAAUUACAUUAUGAAGAUAAUGAUAGAAAUUUAUAAUAAAAAAAAUGAAGAAAAAGUAGCAAACUUAUAUAAAUUACUUAAAUCAAUGGCCAAAAGAGGAAUUAAACCAAAUAUUUGGACGUUGAAUGCUGCUCUUAAACUGAUUUCUACAUCACCAUCACUGGCAGCUGAAAAUCUUAUGAAACAUUUAUGUAAAGAAUUUAAACAGUUAAAUAUAAAAUUUUCGUUAGCUUCGUAUCGUCAUAUUAUAAAGAUACUUGUAGAAAAAGGUGAUUCUACAUAUAAUGAUUUUAUGCAUCUCCUACAUACAGUAUCAAAGGAAAAUUUCACAAUUCAAGAUCCGAUGGAUGUUACAUUCUUUAGUGUUGCUAUGGAGUGUGCUCUUAAAUGUUACAAUGAUAGAAAAGCUGGUGACAUGAUACACAAAAUUUUUCUUACUGGGGAUAAUUAUAAAUUUAUUUCAGAUAGUGAUGGAGAUAAUCUAUAUUACAAUUCAUACAUAAGAUUACUAUUAAGGACAAGCACGAUAGACGAAUUCUUCAAAUUUUAUGAAGAGUUUGUUCCAAAUGAACAUAUUCCAAGCGUGCGGUUAUACACUGAAAUUGUAAAUGAGCUAAAAUUUCACGAACAGAAAGCUGUAGCAAAAUACGUAGCAAGGAUAUGGUCAGAUAUAACUCUAUUUGGUUAUAUGAACCUUUCAUUGAAGUUAUUUGUCAUAUCGUUGAUGGAAAUAGCUUGCUUACCAGCCGAGUCACCUUUGAGAACAGUCUUUGUAGAUGCAGCUUGGACUUGUUGGAAUGACAUUAAGAUGGAAAUCCAAAAUAAAUUACAAACGUAUACUCCGGUUCAAACUGCGAUGACGGGUUCUAUCGUAAUGAUGUUACUAUGCGGUAACCGCAUAAAUGAAAGUAUGGACGUUUUAUCGUACACCAUUGAACAACCACAUUUGUUUGUACCAACAAUGACCAAAGAACAAUUGACUAAACUAUUUGAAAGCUAUAUUUCAAAGGACUGUAUUACAGGAACUUUACUUGUUCUCCAAUACGCUACAAAUUUUGGAUUUCCAGAAGCCACUGAGAUGGCUAGGAAGUUGUAUGAUCACCCACAACUUACAGAUAUUGACCGUAAUAAAUUGAUCAAUUUAGUAGGGGAGGAAGCGUUGGAUACUUUAGAUAAAUCGAAGUCAUAAUUAAUUAUGAAUCAAUACGAUGAAAAAAUAUUUAUAACAUUACAUAUUCUGUAUUAUUUGUACAAUUUGAAAAAAGAACACCAUAUUGAAUCAUUAAAAAUAUACAGAACUUGA